Messenger RNA from Hypoxylon trugodes, 2975 nucleotides. RefSeq lists its product as uncharacterized. The transcript has 2 exons. The record is from RefSeq and is a predicted model, not a curated record. Lineage: Eukaryota; Fungi; Ascomycota; Sordariomycetes; Xylariales; Hypoxylaceae. Bases 335 to 2854 code for a protein of 839 amino acids.
CUGCUUGUUGCUGUACGCGACAUGAAUGAGAAGGGGCCACCAUCAUUCGUUGAUUAUUGAAAGGUUCUGUUAAAAGAAAGCGCGAAUACAUGAACUAUAACCAUGGAUUCCUACAUUCUCACAUUAUUAAACCUAUACCAUUCCACCCAUAACAUCAUAACAUUUCUAGAUGUUGGUGUCGACAACUUUUAGAGAUAAUUUAUAAAUAUAGGCUCCAUCUAACCAGUUAGAGAGUUUCGUCUAAAUAAACGACGGCAACUCUCAAGGCUAUUCCAAUACGUCUCAAAGUCAUCCCGAGACCGACAGUAAUCCCUCUUCAAUUCAAACUAUCGAAAUGGCAGCGGAAUCCCAUCACUCUCAGAAUCCUGUCCCAAGUGAUAGCUCGAAAACUUUAAGCCUUCAGGGGUCGCCACGAUCAAAUGAUGGCGAUCCAGAGCUUGAUCAGGGUGAAAAAUCUUCACAACAAGAAUACAAUCCCCCUCAGGGUGACGCGAGUGCGAGCACGGGAAACACGGGAGACACUGAAGUCCCACCUAACGUACUCCCGCGGUCACCAGAAGAGAUUCGAAAUUUGGCUCAACCGAGAGUGACGAGGAUCCUCAAAAACCAACGGGUCUUGAACAUGAUUAUAGGCCAGCACGAAGAAAUAAUCCAAAAGCGUUGGAAGAACAAGUCAAAGUCCAAACGCAAGGCGCUAUUACUCGAAGCUUGGCCCAACAUGCCACCAAUGCACCGCCCCGAAGUUGCACUCUGGAGACGCUUGCAUAACGAGUACUCACCCCAUACUCAAGCCGACGCCGAAGAUCUCACCCCAUUCUGGUGGCCACAUAUCAACCUUGAAGACUUGUGCAAGACAGAGCCACUCCUUCUAAUGCUAAAUGGCCGCGGGACGAAUCCGCCCGACACCUUUGUCUACGCCGAUUACGGGUCCUCAAGUUUCGCGGUGAGGACUAAUCUGAUCAAAGCAGUGUAUCUUCCUCGCCACUCCAUGUUAUUUAGAGGGCGCAUCACUGAAGAGACAUAUGGUCAGCUCUACUACUGGGAUGACGAUGACGAGGCAAUGAAAACGGAUCCUACUCGUGCGAUGAUUAAUCCCAGUAUCGGCCUCUGGAUUUUGGAGAUCCAAGAUCGCCUAUACGAUUUCCUCGUCAAAUGCUGCACUCUGAUACUUCACGAUAUGCCAAACGACGUAUUGGUGCCAGUGACGGGGGUAAUGCGAAUAAGACCCGAACUUCCAAUACUCUCGGCUAAAAUCAGCUCCGAAAGCGUCGAGUCCCUAGCUAUCUCAGCAUUCGAGGAUCUAUUCAAGGCGCCAAGAGAUACCGACUUCGAUCGUAUCGAAGCUCUUCUUAGAGCUCAGAAAGCUAGUGCUGAGGAUCACCUUUUCGCCCUAAAGGAGGAUCCUGAUGCCGAGGGAAAAACGCACCCGGUAUUUGACGAGUCCGAGCUUGAUUUUCUUUGGGCGCGAAUAUGGCGUUUGGUUAUGAUAGAGGCAUUUUCAGCCAUAGACAUCCCGACCGUCCUACUCGACAAGCUUCUUCAUUUGAUUCACCUUCUCGAUGAACAUGAAGUUGACAUGUCCCCGGAGAAGGAACUGCCGCUAGGGUUGGGUGCAGCGGUCUACGACUUCAUGCAUACGUUACUGCGUUCUGCGUGGACAUUCAGUGAUAUGGGUACCUUCCACAAGUUUUCUAGCUCGCCUCCAAUGCGACAGUAUUACUGCCGUGACCAACAAGGUAAAAUCACGAGCCGACUUGAUUCAUGCCCUAUCGACAAGGCCCGAGACGAUUUAAUAAAUAUCGUGGAGAAUCUUGGAUCUAAGCAACAGCUGUUCGUCUUAGGCGCCAGGGGGCUCGUCACCGAGCUAGAUUUCCUCGUUCGACGCGAGCCUGCGACGAGAAGCCUCUUGACCGAUUUAGUGGCGGAUCGUGUUUCGACCAUCGGUGUCCUCUGCGAGUGUAUCCAUCAACUGGACCUUUUCCAACCUUGGAUGUCCGCCUAUUCGAAGUACUAUGAUCAACACACAGCUGAUUUAACAACAGGCGUCACCAACUCACUUAAAUACAUGUACAAUUUCCAUAAAUUGGAUGACAGGAGUUGGAAAGAAAUGGCUGCAUUCAUUGGAGUUGCCUCGUCAGGAACACUUCCCUGGUACCCAUCAAAAGCGCGCCCGAUUCAAGAGGUUAUUGAGACAAGAAAAGUCAUUGAACAUCUAACCGACAAGUUUUGGGAAGGGAUACUCCCGGAACUGAAAAAGGUAGAUGGAAUAUCACCAGCAGUACUCCACGCCUUCAACCGCAAUGUGAACAGGACUAAGUUAUGGGUUGCACCAUCCGAAACGCCCAAAAAGGGAAAGAAGGGGGAGAGUGUGUUGGAUGAGUUCGACAAACUCAUGCUGGAAGUACGAGAAGAAAACGAGAAAGUCAAGCGAAGAAUUAAGAGUAAAGCAAAGGGGAAGUCAACUAAAAAGGCCACUGAAGAAACCGAAGCCGAAGCUGAAGGAGAAGCCACUUUAGCUCCGCCUCCGCCACCCCCGACUCCUUUGUUUAAGGUCGACAAACGGGCGAUGAAGGUGUUCAACGCCAUUCUAUACGACCAACCUGACACUUCUCAGCUAGGAGACGUUACGUGGAAUGACUUCGUCUACGCAAUGAUAGCGGUAGGAUUUAAGGCCGAAAAGAUGUUCGGAUCGGGGUGGCACUUCGAACCACCUUUGGACUGGGACAUAAAGGAAACUAUCCUGUUGAAUGAACCACAAAGUGGCAAGUUGGGAUUCGUAGUAAUGAGAUUAUAUGGCAGGCGUCUCGCGAGAACGUACGGUUGGGAACGCCACACGUUUGCCUUGGCUACAUAAUUUAGGAGAAGGUCCUCUUUAGGGUAUGGGUAUGAGCAAGGGAAAGAAGUUUCAGGCAUACUUACAAGGGCAGUAAGGGUUGGUGUGUGCCCCUGAACACUAUCAAUGGCUAUCGUCCACU